GUGGCUGUGGUGGCAAUAAUGUGCAGUGACUAGUGUCGAUGGCGAUGGAGGCGGUGCCUCCAAAAUGAAGGGACCCACAAAGUGUAUUGUUUAUUAGUUGAGUGGAGAAAAAAUGUAUUGUUUAUUGGGAUCUACCAAUUAAAAUAUGAAUAAAAAUUUACUAAAAAUGAAUAGGCCUUGAGUUGGUGGAUGGACCAAAAGGGAAAUAAGGCCUUGAAUUAGUGGACGGAGGAAGUAUAUAUUUAGAUUGUAGUUUAGCAUUUGGAUGUAUUUUGUACUUGGAAUAGCGCUUGAGUGAUUUGUGAACUGCUAUUUGCUGGUUGAGCGUAAUAAAACCUUGCAACCUCAUUUUUUAUUCUGUAACUUAAAUUUGUAGAUAUCAUUCUGCCACAAUACUUAUUAUUCUCGAGAAAGAUUGACAUCAGUUUUAAAUAGAUUCAAUGAGUUGGUAUUCAGUCUUUUGAUAUGACCAGGGCAGAUGACCUCUAGCCAAUAGCAUAGUUCAUGACUUCAUUAUCUGCUAACCCUUGAUGAAGUCAUAGACAACAAGUAAUUUCCUUAUGUAGUUGGCAUGCUUGAUGAGACUGAUUCACCACCUGCCUGGUCUGACUGGGUAAAACCCACCUACUGAAAGUGACAAUGGUAACUGAAACUUGAAUUAUAAAAUCAGCCAGUGAAAAAUCAGUAUAAGAAGCUAAAUUAAGAUUCUAUCAAAUUCUUGUCAAAAAUUCUCAUAAUUAUACUCUGUUUCCCUUCAACUGAUAUCGAUCAUGGCGGCCUACGCAGCCUUGGUUUCUCUAAUGCAUAUCAUAGACGACCUCGAGCGCCACGCUUCCCCUCCGAUUUCCCUCGACAAACAACAAGUUCAAUCCCUAACUGAAAAUGUCACGUUCUUGCAGGAGUUUCUCGAAGCUUAUAUCUCCCCUGUUUCCGACGAAGCAGAUCCCUUGGAGAUGCGUAUUGCAGAUGCAGCUUAUGCAGCUGAAGACGCCAUCGAAUCUCAUAUCGUGGCCAAGAUUCAGCUGAGCAGAUCCAGAGAAGUUUAUAACUCCCCUAUUUCCGACGAAGCAGAUCCCUUGGAGAUGCGCAUUGCAGAUGCAGCUUAUGCAGCUGAAGACGCCAUCAAAUCUCAAAUCGUGGGCAAGAUUCAGCUGAGAAAAUCCAGAGAAACCAUUUGCAGCCCCUUCCUCAGCUGCUUUCGAGCUCCAGAGGCUCCAAAAACUGUCUCACCAAAUGAGUUUCUCGAAGCUUGUGCAGCUGAAGACACCAUCGAAUCUCAUAUCGUGGGCAAGAUUCAGCUGAGCAGAUCCAGAGAAGCUUAUAACUCCCCUGUUUCCGACGAAGCAGAUCAAUUGGAGAUGCGUAUUGCAGAUGCAGCUUAUGCAGCUGAAGAUGCCAUCGAAUCUCAUAUUGUGGCCAAGAUUCAGCUGAGCAGAUCCAGAGAAGCUUAUAACUCCCCUGUUUCCGACGAAGCAGAUCCCUUGGAGAUGCGUAUUGCAGAUGCAGCUUAUGCAGCUGAAGAUGCCAUUGAAUCUCAUAUCGUGGCUAAGAUUCAGCUGAGAAGAUCCAGAGAAACCAUUUGCAGCCGCUUCCUCAGCUGCUUUCGAGCUCCAGAGGCUCCAAAAACUGCCUCACCAAAUGUUAGUAUAAGAAGCUAA
Salvia miltiorrhiza (redroot sage) is the source of this 1658-nucleotide messenger RNA. RefSeq lists its product as uncharacterized. The record is from RefSeq and is a predicted model, not a curated record. The coding region runs from base 771 to 1658 and encodes 295 amino acids. The transcript has 2 exons. NCBI's taxonomy places the organism in Eukaryota, Viridiplantae, Streptophyta, Magnoliopsida, Lamiales, Lamiaceae.